Camelina sativa (false flax) is the source of this 1197-nucleotide messenger RNA. RefSeq lists its product as uncharacterized. The record is from RefSeq and is a predicted model, not a curated record. Lineage: Eukaryota; Viridiplantae; Streptophyta; Magnoliopsida; Brassicales; Brassicaceae.
CGCAGCCUUUCUCUCGGUAAGAACAACUUAUAUUCUUAAUCAUGUUUCUCCUUCUCAACCAGCCCUCAAAGCUACUAUGCUUCCGGAGGAAAAGACCUGUACUGGUGAGAUCCUCCAGUGGCUUCUCACCAACGUCGCUGCAAACCCCUGCUUGUAAUAUCACCGACGCUAUUCCUUGUGUAGACAGAGCGGAUCUAGGAAAACUCGUCAUUGCCAAUGCUAAUGAAACUAGUUGCACUUUUUUGGAAAAGAAGGUGCCAAUGGAGUUGGUGAAGAAUCCAAUGGUAACGAUCGGGUCAUCCCAUGGCUGGAUAGCUACAUUGAAGGAAGAUGGAAUACUGCGUCUCCAAGACGAUCUAAACCCACAUGCAUCGUAUACAGAACCAAAACACAUUCCACUGCCUCCUCUUGUAACUCUGCCUCAUUGCCAAACUCAGAUCGUCACCAAUGUGUCAAUGUCCUCAUCUUCUCCCGAGGAUGAGGACUGUGUUGUGGCUGUCAAGUUCUUGGGACCUCAGCUAAGCUUUUGCAGACCCGCUCAAAGUAACUCGGAGUGGAUCAACAUCAGAAUCGCAAACGCUUGCUUCCACUCCUCCCGUGUCAUGUUUUCGGAGAGGCAUGGUAAGUUUUGCAUACUCGGAUCUGGAGGCCAUAUCAUUGCAUCAUGGGAUCUCCUCCACACACACAAGCAAAAUCCCAAGUUCCAGAGGUUACGGUUCAAAAACCUUCCCAAGCUGACAAAGACCAAGCGGGAGCUUAUGGAUUCGUGCUACAAAAGCGAACACUUGGUGGAGUCAAGAACCACCGGUGAGACUUUCUUGGUUAAGUUGUACAGGAAGGCCGUGUGUAGAGGUAUGUCGAAAUUGAGAACAAAAGUUUUAAUGGUGUUCAGGCUAGAUGACAAAGGAAAUGCUGUAUACACUCAAGACAUCGGAGAUCUCUGCAUUAUCCUCGCAAAGUCUGAACCUUUUUGUAUCUCUAUUGGCUCCGGACCCCGCAUGUUCUACCCUAACCAUGUUGAUUUCCAGGAUGGUGGCGAAGCCGGAUAUUUCAAUCUUGCCAAAUCCACCAGCAUUUGUGCUAAUUGGGGAGCCUGGACCGGUCACUAUGUUCCACCUCAAAAUAUAGAAAAUAUAGUUUGAAAAUUUGAGUAUGAGUUUCAGUCAAGUCUGUCUUUUCUUUUUAAAUCUUGAAACA